This is a messenger RNA of Dracunculus medinensis (Guinea worm), 636 nucleotides long. The record is from the annotation of a GenBank genome assembly. Lineage: Eukaryota; Metazoa; Nematoda; Chromadorea; Rhabditida; Dracunculidae.
AUGGGUCCAUUAAAAGCGAAAUCAGGUCGCUCGAAUGCGUGGUGUUGGCAAUGGAGUGAAUUUAUUCUACUUGAGGAAGCCACACAGAUUCUGUUCGGACAUUUCGAGAAUACGAACCAUUCGGAUUUUGUGUUUUAUUCAGAUCGUCUUAUACGAUUAGUCGUUGAAGAAGGUCUUAAUCGUUUGCCCUAUUCAAAAAUUACUGUGAAAACUCCGUCUGACUCUUUUUACGAGGGAAUUGCAUUUUCCCGAGGAAAUUGUGGAGUAUCAUUAUGUCGCAGUGGUGAAGCUAUGGAACAAGCGUUAAGACAAUGUUGCAGAUCUAUAAGGAUAGGGAAAAUUUUAGUGGGUGAUGAUACUCAACUGUUGUAUGCUCGACUUGUUCCAGAUAUUGCUUCACGAAGAGUUCUUUUGCUUUAUCCUAUUUUGAGUACUGGUUUUACUGUGAUUAAAGCUUUAACAGUUCUUUUAAAAACUGGUGUAGAUGAAGGAAAUACCUUAUUGUUGACAUUAUUUGCUACUCCUUCAAGCAUUAAGCAAAUCAUGGAAAGUUUUCCCAAAAUAACCAUUCUCACUAGCGAUAUUAGCUUUAUCAUUCCGUAUUAUUUCACGACGAAAUAUUUUGGGACUGAUUAA